Molecule: messenger RNA, 8504 nt
Organism: Corticium candelabrum
Lineage: Eukaryota; Metazoa; Porifera; Homoscleromorpha; Homosclerophorida; Plakinidae
Product: dynein beta chain, ciliary-like
Exons: 36
Coding region: 30-8504 (2824 amino acids)
Biological process (GO): cilium movement involved in cell motility
Cellular component (GO): 9+2 motile cilium; dynein complex; axoneme
Molecular function (GO): ATP binding; dynein intermediate chain binding; dynein light intermediate chain binding
Source: RefSeq, a predicted model, not a curated record
CAACGAGAACGUAAAGCCCGCUCAGACGAAUGGACGUCGACGUGCGUUUGCGUUGGCUUGAAGCGAGAGUUGUCUCCUCUCUGAGGCCUCAGCCUGAUAACCUUAGGCAGCUCUUUGACGAGUCAGAAAGUCGAACCGUGUUUCUUGAUUUUUGCAACAAUGAAGAUGUGAGACGUGUCUUUGUUACCAAUAAUCACACGUACUUGUCUGUGUCUUCUACUGCGCCCUCUCAACUUGGAAAAAAGACAAUGGUGUUUGUGAAGUGCACCCAUGCUACUAAGCUAACGAAAGAAACGAUGAAUCGUGACGUUAUGUGCAUGGACUGCGGUGCCAAUCCUCUGAAGCAUCUUCAUUAUUUGACUAAAGAAAUUCUGUUGCCGUUGCACUUCGCCGAGGAUCAGCGAAAUGAGAACGGCGAGAAGCUGACGGAGAUCAUGCACAAACUCUUAGAAUCUGUUGAAACAAUGGAAGGACGAGCAGAGGGAAGGGUAGUCCUGUCAUUGUCAUUUGCUGUUAUGGAACGGUAUGGUCAGCUUUCAGACAAUACAAGGGAGGUUGCUGUUAUGGGAUGGAUGAAGCAGAUAAAGCGUGCAUUGAAGCUGGAUGUAGUUGCAGAAAUUUCGAAGAAUAGAAGACAUCCUUGUCCUCAAGCUGAGUAUGAUGUUUGGCUUGUAAGGCUUAACUUGUUGAAGGACCUUGUCAGUCAACUUGAGUCUUUGGAGAUACGUGAUGUAAUGGCUAGUCUGCAAGAAGCUUCUUCUUCUUAUGCACAGCCUUUUGAGCAGACACAGAAUGAUGUUUUAGUGGCAUUGACUGAAGCUCAAGACAAUGUCAAAUUCCUUGAGACACUGAAACCAUGGAUAGAGAGAUUGAUGCUUGCAUCAGAUUACAGUGAAAUAGUUGUUGUUUUUCCACCACUGCUAAACACUUUGUUUCUCAUGUGGCAACAUUCCAAAUAUUAUCAUAAUCCAAGCAACCUUGGGCGUCUCCUUCAUCUUAUUACUAAUCAAGUUAUUGAGAAAGCUCAGAAUGUGGCAGAUUGUGACUUGCUCCUGGAUCCGAAACAGGCUUAUACAAAAGUCAAUAUAGCUCUGAAUAUCUGUGCCAAGUUUCGAGGAUCGUAUCUUGAUCAAGCAGAGAAGGUUGAUAAACUGCACCCAGUGUACCGAAAACUUGUGGAAGAAGCUAAGGCGGCUGCUGCUUUAGCUGAAUCUUUUGGAUUGAGUCCAAACUAUUCUCAACAUCAUGUCAGUGCUACCUCAAUGUCUUUGCAAAUGAGUCAAGAGUACGUAUCUCCAGCUAGUCUUGCAUUUUGGAUUGACUCUCCUUGGCCAAAUAGAAAGUCUGAAAUGUUUUCUCGGCUGAAUGCAUUUACAGAAAGAUGCAACGAUGUACUCGACAUUGUUCAGACUGCACAGCAUUUCAAGCAAUUGGAGGUAAUAACAAAAUGUGGAGGGUUGGAAUUGGGUAGUCUAGAUGGUCUACUUGGAGAAGUUCAUGAGCGAUUUCUGGCAGAGAGGAACAAAAUGAAACCAUAUUUAGAAGUAAGCAUUUCUUUCUUUAAUGUUGAUGAUAUGUGCUCAAAUGCAAAGACUAGGUUCUCUAUAGGGCUUUUGCUUAUCAAUGGCAAGAAGAGCUCUGUUAUUGGAUUCAUUAAAAGUGUUAUGUCAUCACGUAAUCUUCCAGAAUUUUUAUUGAAUGAAAUUACGUUGUGGUGUCAGGAAAAUAUCAAUCAUCUCGGUGUUGUUUUGGAUAUGCUGGAUCGUGAUCAAGUGGCAGUGGAUGCCAGAAAACUGAAGUUCUUUGGAGCUAUUAACUCUGCUGUUGCAAGAAUGGGAGGUAGUUGCUUAAGCAACAGCACUUGGAAGAAAAUAGUAGAUCCUCAACUAUUUCCUAUUUUAUUGUUUGGUAGUCAGCUGUGGAACUUGGACAAAACGUCAACUGCUAAGUUUGGUACAUCUUUGUUCAGAGUGUUUAUGCAUCAUGUUGACAAUUUUAUGACAUUUCUUGCUGCCUAUGGUGCUGCCAUCAGAGAGAUACUGAUAGCUUUUGACAUCGAUGAACAAUCGGGAUUUGAACAGCAGUAUUUCUCGUUUCGUUUAGCUGUAAAAACAUUUGAUCAGCAACUUGCUUCUGUGUUGAAGGAAAGCUUAAUGUUAUGCCCAACAACAGGCAGUAAAAUGCGGGUACUACGAAUCUUCCAUGGGAUUAGUGGUCGGGAAGUUGUACUUGUUAGUCUUCACACAGAAUACUCAUGCCUUGUAGCAAGCAGUGUUACUGAGCUAGAACAUCUGGCAGAGACUUUUCACUUGAACACAGCAUGUUCACUGGCACGUCAUUUACCUCCAGCAUCUGGAAUGGUCAUGUGGCUGUCUGGAUUGAGGCAGAGAAUGUUAGAAGCAGUCGAACAAGUAGCAGCUGUAUCUUCUUCAUUGCUGGAAAAUGACAAUGGUAAAAGAUUAAGGCAGCUUCAAGCUGAAUUAUUGGAGAAAAUAGCCCAGUGUGAAACUCAUACAGUAGACAAAUGGGUACGUAACAUACCAUGUCAAUUAUUGAAAGACAAGCUAAAUGAACCAUUGUGGAAGAAAUCUUUUUCAUCAGGAAGCUCUAAUCAAUUUUGUCAGUUGGAAGUUAAUUUAGAUUCUCAUCUGUUGGUUGUUCUUCGAGAAGUAGAGUACUUUUCAGAUCUAUUACUUUCAGAAGACUUGGAGUCUCUUGUAACUGGUAUAAAUGCAUCACAGCUACAAGCAACUGCUGUAAAGCUUGAAGAAAUUGCAUAUAAAUACAACGAGAUUAUCACUGGAAUUACAGAAACUGAAGGGCAAUUAUUUGAAUCCAAGCUGUUCAAGAUAAAAAUGAUUGUUGAAAAUGGCACACAUAAUGUCACUUGGAUGAGUCCUGAUUUGGCAGACUUCAUUGAGGGCGCAAAUGCCUUGAUUUGCGCUGAUAUGCAUGUCAGUUUUAGUGCUGUAAAAUUUUGCAAGGAACAGAUGCAGAGUGUUAUCAGUACUUGGUCAGGUGAUGUAUUCUCAGAGCCUACAGCUGAAGGCCGGACAGUGUUCCCUCGAUCAAUCGAAACUAUUGAAGAUGAGCAUAAAGUGUACUUAAAAGGACGACAAGCUCUCAUAACUCAAUCUGGACAAAGAUUACACUUACUUGUAGACAAGUUGAUUCACUCGCUUCAAGUCAGCGAAGGAUCACAAGUGUGGCAGAAAUUUCUGCUUCAAAUGGACCAGCUAGUUGUAAAUGGUUUGAAGAAUACAGUGAUAGCUGCACUUCGUUCACUCUGGAAAGUGAUGAAUUUGUCAGAGGAUGAACAAGUGGAAGAUAAACCAAUCGUACCUUUUGUUGUUGUGUAUAUGAUUUUGGAAGGUAGUGAGCCACGGUUUGAUCCUGCCUUGCUUCAAGAUGGAUAUAAUACAAGUAUUCCUGAGAAAAUAGAUCAGUGGUUGGACUCAUUUCUUGAUCUAUCACACUUGGUUGCUCCUUUUAGUUGUCAAGUUGAUUAUUGUGAAUCUCUUGCACAUGACAAUGACAUUUGUACGUAUACUGACCAAAUUCGGUAUUUGUCAGAGAUAAUUGUGGAUCAGUGCAGAAGAUACAUCGAGGUGUUUGAACCUUAUCGCUUUCUUUGGAGUGAAGAUUUCAAGGAGUCAUUUAGAAAUUUUCUUCAUGGCUCUGUAAUGCAAGACCCAAGGCCGAUUUCUGGAGCUGAAGCAAUGAGGUCAAGGGCUUCUGUUCACUCAGCCAAAUCAUCUCACCCAAGCAUUCGACAGCAAUCUAGCCUGGAAUCAGCUGGAGUGCUUGGUUUAGCUGAGAAACAGUUCUUGCAAAAAGCAGUAACAACUUUUCAAUUGAAGGCAACAGAAUAUGAUGAGCAGAAGAUGCCAACCCUGGAUGACUUUGAAGCUAAGCUUUCUGAUUACCAGGGAGCAUAUGAUGCAAUAUCCUCUCAGUGUGAUGUUAUUGAUAUUGGUUGGGUGAGACUGGAUUUGCUGAAGUUGAAGCAAGUUUUAUGUGCAUAUGCAACCAAGAGUAUGGAUUUCUACAUUCAGUAUCUAAAGGAGCAGGUGAUUUCUAUGCUGAUUAAUCUUGAGUCUUUUAUGGAUUCUGUUGAGCCUAAAAUUGGCGCUAUUUCUGGAGAAGAAUCAGACACAUCAGCUGUCAUGCAAUGUAUGCGGCUCUUUAAUACAAUAAAGAUGCAGCAGGUGGAAGUGGAUACCAAGUUUGGAGCUAUGCAUCGAACAGUCUUGUUGCUGAAUAGACUUGGUCAUAUCCUGCCUGAUGAUAAAAAUCGUUUCUUUAUGUCAUGUCCUCGACGUUGGUCUAUUUUAAAGAAGAAAGUUACUCUUGCCAAGCAGAAAAUGAGACCUUGCAUUCAAGCUUUAUACAUGUCACAUAGUCAACACUUGGAAGACUUUGGUCAGUCAUGCCAACAGCUACAUGAAGACUUCUCUCGAUGUUCAGCAUUUGUUUCUGGUUUUGUCAUUGAAUAUACUGACAAAUCGAUUAGAGACUUUGACCACAAACUGAAGGCAAUAGAAUAUGAAGCUCAGGAUUUGAUGCAACUGCAAGAACUUCUUGAAACUACAGUGAUUGAUUUCAAUAUUAUAUUGCGAUUUAGGGAGGAGGUAGAACUCUUAAAGAAAAUCCACUCUGUUGUCAGAAAAGCUGAAAGGAGGCUUUCACCAUUCAAAAACAAGCCAUGGGAUAAACUAGAUGUUGAGGAUUUGAUCAGUGUGACGCACCAGCUUUUGUGUGACACUCAAUUGUUGCCAAAGCAGGCAUUCCAAUGGGACAUAUGUAUAGGCCUUGAAAAGUCACUCUUUGAUAUUCAGGCAGUUGUAACUUUGACUAAAUCUCUUCAGUCUGUACCCAUGCAACCAAGACACUGGAAACAGCUUACGCGAUUGACUAAAGCUUCAAUGGAAAUGAACUCUAAUACACUGUCAUGUCUGACUCUUGAAGCAAUACUUAGACUUAGAUUACAUGAGGCAUCUGACAGUGUACUUAGUGUUAUUGAGAGAGCAAAGAAAGACAUUGCUGUUAAAUCAGCUCUAGACACCUUUGAAGAGGUCUGGUUGAGUCGUUCAUUUUGCUUGGUGCCAUACCAACACCGUGCCAGUGACAAGGAACUUGACGUUGAUAUGCAUGGUGGAACAGUUGCAACUAGUGCAGUAUUACAUUCUCCAUCAAGGGGUCCAUCAGCAUCUGUAGCACAUAACCGUAGUUCUCGAAGACAAACAUUGAUGUCAUCAUGCAGCUCAUCAACAUCACAAUCAGUGAUCACUGGUGUUCACAGAGUGCUACAGUUAUCUGAUACACAGAACAUCUUUCAGACUCUAGAGUCACACGAGGUUCUAUUGCAAACUAUUCAGGGAAGUAAUGCUGCUGGGUCAUAUUCUGAAGAACUUGCCAAAUGGACAAAGUCACUUCAAACAAUUGAGACUGUACUUGGCGUUUGGGUAGAUUUUCAAAUCAAGUGGGCGGAAACAGAAGAGAUGUUUUCUUCAUCUGAUUCUGGAGUUUUGCCAGGUUAUGAUGUAUUCUCAUUUUCCACUGUUGAUAAAGAAUUUAAAAAGUUGAUGAUUGCAACAGCAAAGAACCCAAAUGUGUUGCAGUGUUGCUGCAAGGAUGGAAUAUUGUCCAAGCUUGAGAGAAUGAAGGGAAUAGUAAUGCAGUGCCGCCAAUCUUUGAUGAUCCUGGUAGAAAGGAAGCGCCAGCAUUUUCCAAGGUUUUACUUCAUUUCCCUAGAAGACAUUCUUCAUGUUCUGUCAUGUGUAUCUGAUCCCAUGCUUAUCAAUGCUCACAUUUUCAAGCUUUUUCCUAACAUUCGUUCCCUUGUCUUUAAAGACCAAGAUGAUGACAGUCAAUAUCAAUGUAAAAUUGUGGCUGUUUGUUCCUCUACUGAUUGCAUUGAUCUGGUUAAGAUGGUCAAUUGCGAUGGACCUAUUGAAAAAUGGCUAGCAAAGUUCCAUGAUGUCUUGCAAUCAACUUUAAAACAAGGCCUUGUGACUGCUGUGCAUAACCUAUCUUUAUUCAUGGCUGAUUCUCAGUUGAAUCAAGAAGGAAUGACAGUGUCACCAAUUGCUGAUUACUUGCAACAGCUGUCUUUGAUGUCUGAUAAGUUAAACAAUGAACUAGUUUUUCUGUCUGUUCAAAUUGAGUUGUCUAAACGGAUACGUUCAUGCAUACUGGACUUGGAGCAAGGAAAGCAGUCAUCUCUUGAAAUUUUGUUGCAAGAUCUUGGUGCAGGACUACAUAGUAUUAUUGGUGUUGUGAGACAAUUUCCAGAAAGGUUUGAAAGAGGGAGACAUAGCUUUGUUUCUGGUGAUGUUACCCAGUUGGAGCAAGUAUCAAAUGAGGCAGCAACAACACCAUCUCAUUCACAUGACAAACAGGAUGAAGGGAACACAAACAGGGUAGAACCAAAUUUGCUUGAAUACUAUCGAUAUCACAGAAUUCAGAGUCUUAUUUUGAUACUGAAUUAUUACCAACAUGUUGUUCAAGAUCUUAUUGAGUCUGAGUCUCCACCAGUUGUCACUGGUCAUUGUGUUGAGUACUCGUUUAAUUCAGAUGACACGAGACUUUCUCUGCAUGUGGGUGGUUAUGAGCUUGAAUAUGGUUAUGAAUUCCAAAGUGGAACAAGAAGGUUUGUCAUUUGCUCUUCCACGGAGAGGCAGUUUGUCCAUUUGGCUGCUACAGCAAGCAGUGGAGUGAGCAGUCUGUGCUUUGGAAGUGAGGGUGCAGGCAAGUCAGACACUAUUAGGGAAUUGGCUCAACUUUGUGGUCGUGCUAUCUUUAUGGUCAGUUGUGUUGGAUCUCUUAGGCAUUUCUGUGUAGAAGAUGUUUUAAAGGGCAUGGCUACUACUGGGGCUUGGCUUUGCUUUGAAUCGAUUGACAAACUUCAACUCCCUGUCAUGUCCCUAGCAUGCCAGAUGCUGGAGACUGUCUCAACUGCUUUGGUUAACAAGCAGUCUACUGUAAUGAUUCAGAAAAGUGAAACUAAACUGGUUUCUGGAUGUGCUUGCUUUGCUACAGUGACAAGUACCUCUCUUGCUUCUAACAUCGCAAAAGAUUUACGCACAUACUUUAGGACAAUUGAGUUUGCAACUCCACAGGUGAAACUAAUAGCUGAGGCUUUGUUUUUAAAAGAGGGCUUUUAUCAUGGACCAAUGCUAGCUUCGAAGUUAACAUACCUAUGUCAUCUUAGCCAAGAGAUAUUAGUUCAAGCUGGUAUGUUUUAUCUCAGUAAAACUGUGUCAAAGCUAAGUGCCAUUGGAAUAGAAACUGUCAAGCAUGUAAUAUUACAAGCUUCAAUUGUUAGAGAAGCUCUGGCUUUGUCAACGCCAAAGCCAACUUACGAACAUGCAGGUGAAGAUGGUGAAACCAAAUUUAUAGUUCACGACGGUUCUCGUGUAUUUCAAAGCAGUGAGUGUGAAAGGUUGCCAAUAGUCAAAGAGCAGACAGAUGAAGCAAUUCUGGAGGAAGCACAGUUAAUUACAACAGGUGGUGUUGCAGGUGAUGUUGAAGAACAAGCUGUAGUUGUUGCUCUACGUGAUCUCAUUCUGCCUCAACUGUCUGGUGAUGAUCAUAAACUGUUUGUAACGUUCUUAUCUGAAAUCUUUCCAUCUGCUGGUAUUUCGAGAAUUUUAGAUGUAGAGUGGCAGGCACAGUCAACUUUGAUCAGACAGGAAAUGCAUUCACCAACUGCACGGUCAAGAGCUAACACUGCUUGCUCAGAAGACGUUUAUGUCUCAAGCAGUGCAGUGACAAUUGCUUCUGCGAUUGCAAAACUAGGACUACAAUCUAAUGGUCCUCUUCAAAGAAAGGUAGCACAACUUGGUCAACUGUUGAACACAUAUCACACGGUAAUUAUUGUAGGUCCACCCGGUUGUGGCAAAACUUGUUCAAUUAAAGUACUAGCUGCCGUAUUUUAUCAAAUGGGUCAUUCUGUGCAGCAACAAGUCAUCGCUGCAAGAGCUGUUGAGUCUUCAGCUCUCUUUGGCCACUGGGAUGGACAACAAGGUGUUUGGAACGAUGGUCUAUUAUUGUCUGUGUUGAGGAAAGCUGCUCAGCAACCUAAUUACAAAGAAGAUUCUCUUAGCUUGUCAAAGUCAAUCAUGAAGUGGAUAUUAUUGGACGGACAGUUGGACGACUUACAAAUGGACACCUUCACAUCUUUGCUAGGAAGUUCAAGGACUCUUAUUGCAGUCAACAAUGAGAGCAUCUAUUUACCAGAGACUGUUAAAAUAUUAUGGGAACUAUCACAGUUUUAUGUCAGUGUUGCUGUGCAUUCUCGGCUAUUUGUAAGUGGCACUGCACAUGCUCCUUUGCCUGACACUUGCAAGUGCUGUUUGCCGACACUCGCAGUCGCUGCUGUUAUUGUCAGCAAUCUUGAAAAUGCUUGUAAUAAGUCAUGUAAAGAGUUAUCUACAGUUUUCAUUCCAAAAGCUGCCCUGGUUAGCACACCAGUCUUCACUGAUUCACCCUCAGAUCAUUAA